This is a messenger RNA of Venturia canescens, 1934 nucleotides long. Its product is annotated as zinc finger protein 143-like. Gene Ontology annotation, cellular component: nucleoplasm; nucleus. Gene Ontology annotation, molecular function: RNA polymerase II cis-regulatory region sequence-specific DNA binding; DNA-binding transcription repressor activity, RNA polymerase II-specific. The coding region runs from base 291 to 1757 and encodes 488 amino acids. The record is from RefSeq and is a predicted model, not a curated record. Lineage: Eukaryota; Metazoa; Arthropoda; Insecta; Hymenoptera; Ichneumonidae. Gene Ontology annotation, biological process: regulation of transcription by RNA polymerase II. The transcript has 6 exons.
CUUUGGUAUAUAUCAAACAAACGUGUGUGCGAAACGUCAAAAUUUCGAUCCGACCGGUGAAACAGAAAAAAAAACAACAACAAUGUUUAACGAUCUUGUCAGGUCGAGAAUUACGUGCAAAUCGAAUUUCCAACAAUGCCAAGUAUUCGAGAUUUUUUUAGCUUCCCUUGUUGUUAAAGAUGCCAUCGAAAAUGGCGAUUGUCACGAUGGAUAAACGUUGAAUAUAUGCAUUUUUGUUGCUCUUAUGAACCGACAGUUUCUUUUGCCGAUCUCGAAUGUUGUAGGUUACCAUGCCGCUGGACGAUGCCGAGCCACCUGACAAUCCUAUCGCCAAACACAAUGAUGUUACACUCUUGCAGACCUUAGACGAGGCUUCAGAAGACGUUAUGGGUUGUCUAUCCGUGAUGGUGAACGAUCAAGAUUCGGAGAACACCCAAAUUCAGGAGGUGAUCGUGGGUGACAAGCUUCUGGGCACGACUCUAACGGCGAUAACUUUGCCCGAUGGAACCCAAGCUUACGUGACGAACAAUUUGGACAGUGACGACACAGAGUACAAAGAAACUGGAAUGGAGCUUGAAAACGCGAGAGCCAUAUUGAUAAGAGACCUGUCAGAGUUUGGUGACGGCAAAAGCCAACAAUUCGAGCUCGAAAUUCCGACUUUUCUGCAAACUCAGGCUGGUACUUCGCAGGAUGCAGAAAAUACUUAUGUUCAACUGAUCGACGGCACGACUUAUAUGGUUACCGGUCAUGUCGACAUGGACGACGAUCUUUGGGAGAUUCAGGGUGCUAAAUUGAAGAAGGACAAAACCAGAAGUCAGCACCCCUGUCCUCACGAAGGAUGCGGCAAAGUUUAUAGCACACCCCACCAUCUCAAGGUCCACGAGAGAUCUCACACGGGGCAGCGUCCUUACAGGUGCACGCAUCCGAAGUGUAAAAAAACAUUUUCAACGGGUUACAGUUUGAAGGCUCACAACCGAACGCACACGGGUGAGAAACCGUACAAAUGUAUGACCGACUCCUGCGACAAGGGUUUCAAAACGUCGGGAGAUUUGCUGAAGCACGUGAGAACUCACACGGGAGAAAGGCCGUUUCUGUGUCCUUUCGACGGCUGCGGACGUUCCUUCACGACCUCGAACAUCCGUAAAGUUCACGUUCGAACUCACACCGGAGAGCGGCCCUACAAAUGCUCGCAGUGCGACAAGGCCUUCGCGAGUGCGACAAACUUCAAGAACCACGUCAGAAUUCACUCCGGUGAAAAACCUUACGCCUGCUCCGUCGAAAAUUGCGAUCGUCGCUUCACCGAAUAUUCUAGUCUGUACAAACAUCAGUUAGUCCACACCCAGCAACGACCCUUCGAGUGCAAAAUAUGCUUCAGAAGAUAUCGACAGAGCAGCACUCUCGUCAUGCACAAAAGAACUGCUCACGCUCUCAUCGAAGGCGACGACGGCGUCGACAUUUUUCUUACCGAUAAUUCCGAACAGCUGGAUUCUGAAAAUACUGACAGUCACGCCAGCAGCAGACAAAACGUGAGUUCCCGAAAGAAAAUAACGCUCGGCAAAGACGGUCAAAUUGAAAUAACCGAGGCGACCGAAGACUCGACCGACAACGAGACACAAAUUUUGCUCGUUGGCAACGCCGCUCAAAUCGCUGCCUUACAGCAGAUGAACUUGGAAGAGGAUUUCGAGAAUUCUCCCAUCGACACUUCCCUCGAAGCUCUCAAUAUCAAAAUCGAGGACAUGGAGUUCGGCUGGACGUAAAACAACAAAGCAAUACUAACUAAAUGUUGUUUUAUCGUUGUUUACUUAUUUUUAUUAGCGAAUAAGCAUGAGCCUAUCACAAACACACAAAUGGACGUUUAUGAAAUGAAGAAAAAUGGUGACGACCAUGGAUGGAGUUAUAUUUUAAUUGACGAACAAUAAAUAUUGAAAACUGGA